Molecule: messenger RNA, 492 nt
Organism: Cylicostephanus goldi
Lineage: Eukaryota; Metazoa; Nematoda; Chromadorea; Rhabditida; Strongylidae
Source: the annotation of a GenBank genome assembly
CCCGUUGUCGACGACGAUCCUAUUGAGGGAUCUGAACUCCUUGAGAACACUGAAAAUCCUGGAACGCUGGCGGAUGCCUCAACAGACAUCAUUGAAGAUGAUGGUAACGGAGAUGAAGAUGAUACACUGGUCAUCGACGAUUUCGCUCCUAUUGAAGCAUCUGAACUGCUUGACAAUACUGAAAGUCCCGCAACGCUUGCGGCUGCUUUAGCGUCCGUUGUUGAUGAUGAGGACAGAGGCGAAGAUGGUACACCGCUCGUCGACGUUUCCGCUCCUAUUAAGUCAUCUGAGCUACUGCUAAACAGUGAGAAUGCGGGGACGCUCGCCGCUGCUUUAAUACCCAUUACUGAUGAUGAUGAAGGAGGCGAAGCAGUCCGCAAUGCGUUGGCACUUUUUAGCGAAAACACCAUAAGAAGAGGCACCCUUUCCUUGCCGCUGCAAAAACUGUUUCUGCGAUUGCGAGGUCUUGGAUGCGUCAUAGAUGUCGUUCAA